Messenger RNA from Diabrotica balteata, 852 nucleotides. The record is from the annotation of a GenBank genome assembly. NCBI's taxonomy places the organism in Eukaryota, Metazoa, Arthropoda, Insecta, Coleoptera, Chrysomelidae.
CAGGGAGUAGCCGUAUUCAAUUGCAGUGUAGAUAACUAAGAAAAGUGAACUUCAUAACAUCAACAUCAUACUUCAUUGGGUUUUGCCAGUGUCAACAAUGAUUGAUAGCAGAUAUCUGUGGACUGUGUGUAUAGUUUUAACACUAUUUUAUCAGACAAAUUGUGAAUGUCCAAAAAUAUAUAAUCGUUUUGAAUGGAGCGCUCGAAAAGCAAUAACCAGCAAACAGUUAAUGGAAAAUCCUCCACCGUAUGUGGUUGUCCAUCAGUCGGAAUUUGGCUCAUGUUUUUCAGUUCAAAAUUGUUCAAAACUUGUAAGAAGAAUCCAAGCUUAUCAUAUAGAUCACAAUGGAUUGAAUGAUGUUAAAUUUAACUUUUUGAUUGGAGGUGAUGGAACUAUCUACGAAGGUAGAGGAUAUGGUAUACAUGGUGCGCAUGCCAUGUCAUAUAACACAAGAAGCUUAGGGGUUUGCCUUUUAGGAAAUUUUAAAGAUGUAAAUCCUCCUGACGUGCAACUGAAAGCAUUGAAAGAUUUUUUGUCUUGUGCAGCAGCUGAUAAUAGAAUUACUGCAGAUUACCACCUAAUCGGACAUCGACAAGUUGAUAAAACAGAAUGUCCUGGGGAGCGACUGCAAACAGUUAUCGAAAAAUGGACUCAUUUUGAAUCCAAUCCACCAGAUUCUUCCCAAAAUAAACUGUAUUAACUUUGUUGUAUUUACAACAAAGUUCCUUUUUCUUACGGAAUACAUACCUCCGUGUCGCAAUGUUUUUAGAUUGCAAUAAUUAUUAAUCAAUGUAAACGUUCAAAAGGCUUUAUAUAUUCGCACUUUAUUAAAAAAUAAAUCAUUAUUUUCUU